AUGUCUUGGUACCAUUCAACAUUACUUAGUGCUGAUCGACGACCAUCUCGUUUAAUUGCAAGUUGUAAACGAUUUUCUCGACGUUUAAGUACAGGAAUAUUUCGAGCUGUUCGUCGUAUUCAAGUAUCUGAAGCUCGUUUGGAUGCUCUUCUUGCAAAAAAUGUUCAACAUCCACGUUCAUUAGAAGAAAUUAUGAAAUGUACACGUUUUUCAAAAUCGGAAAUUCGUCUUUUAUAUCGAAGUUUUAAAGAAGAAUGUCCAGGUGGAAAUGUUAGUGAAGAACGUUUACGUGAAAUUUAUUUACAAUUUUUUCCUCAAGGAAAUCCUAUUAAAUAUGCACAUUUUCUCUUUACAAUUAUUGAUCGAAAUCAUAAAGGAACAUUUACAUUUGAUGAUUAUAUUUUAACAUUAUCUGUUCUAUGUCGUGGAACAAUUGAUGAAAAAUUACGAUGGAUAUUUCGUUUAUAUGAUAUUAAUGGUGAAGGAUUAUUAACACGAGAAAAUGUUACUGAAAUUAUUAUUUCAUUUUAUGAUCUUCUUGGUCCAUCAGUUCAUCCUCGUAUUGAUGAACAUGAAAUUCAUCAACAUGUUGAUGAAAUAUUUGAACGUAUUGAUCCGAUGCAAACUGAACAAAUAACAUUAGAAGAUUUUAUUGAUUAUUGUAAACGGCGACCUCAUUUGAUUGAAUCAAUUCAAGCAUUGUCAUCUUGUUUAUAA
Rotaria sp. Silwood1 is the source of this 717-nucleotide messenger RNA. The record is from the annotation of a GenBank genome assembly. NCBI's taxonomy places the organism in Eukaryota, Metazoa, Rotifera, Eurotatoria, Philodinida, Philodinidae.